GUAGCUUGCCUUGCUGUGUAGCCUACUGUAAUGAGAGUUGAGAGAGAUCCAUUCCACGUUAAACCGACAGAAAUAACUGUAAAUGGACCGUGGAGGAAGAGGACGUGGAGGAAGGGGGAGGCGAGGUAAUCGUGUAGAGGACAAGGAUGUCCGCCUCUCCAAGUCUUUGUCCUUUGCCCUGCGCCAUGGAGCCAAUCAAAUGGGACUUCACAUGAAUCCUGAUGGCUUCCUAUUUGUGGAGGACCUACUGGCUCAUGCACAGUUCCACGCCUUCUCAUUGGAGGAUGUGGAGAGAGUUGUGGCCACCAAUGACAAGCAGCGAUUCAAGCUCCGCCCUCACCCUGAGAACCGACGGCUGCAGAUCCGAGCCAAUCAGGGACACUCUGUGCAGGUGUGUGAUCUGGACCUGAAGGCUGUACAGCCUGGUUCUCCUGAUUGUCCCAGGGAGGGAAUCCAUGGCUCCUAUCUCCGCCUCUGGCCCUCCAUCCGCUCCGAGGGCCUCAGCCGCAUGAACAGAACACACAUACACCUGGCCCAGGGCCUACCGGGGGAGGACGGGGUCAUCAGCGGCAUGAGGAGAGACUGUGACUUGGCCAUAUUCAUUGACGUCCCCAAAGCAUUGUCUGAGGGUAUCCAGUUCUUCUGGUCGGAGAACGGUGUAUUGCUGACACCUGGGGACAUUGAGGGGAAACUACUUCCCCGAUACUUCAGCCGUGCCCUAAAACUAAUACCCACACAAAUCUUCUGUUUCAGAGAGUAUUCUGCCACUGGAGUAGGUGAAGAGGGUUAUCUGUGCUUUGGAGGUAAAGACUUGGCUGAAUUUGUCACCAGACGGCUGUUUAUUUCCAGUUCUGUCUAGACUGUUUCCAUGGUAACCAAUACUGUUCGGGACCAGAACCCUGAAGACUCUGGGUGAAUAAGACUGAGACUGAAAACACCCUCAACAACAGCUCUAAUACCAUACAGGACACAGUACAGGCACAGAGACUUACUGGUAUUCCUGAUAAUAUUGUCACAUGACAAAGAUACAGAGGAUGCUAUCAGAUGGGAACCAGCAGGCACAAGCUGUGGGUUUGCCAACGGACAGUCUCAACUGCUCCACAGAGACACACACACUGCCUGCGGCUUCAUGUGCCGUCAGUCACAAUUCAGGAAACUCUGCCACUCUUAAGGACACAACCAUUAAGCCAAAUGCCUCAUCUGGAAAUUAAAACACCUGUCACUGUUUUAUAUAUGUCAAUAAACAUAUUUAAUUCUGGAAUUCUGGACUAUA
Molecule: messenger RNA, 1273 nt
Organism: Oncorhynchus tshawytscha (Chinook salmon)
Lineage: Eukaryota; Metazoa; Chordata; Actinopteri; Salmoniformes; Salmonidae
Gene: trpt1
Product: tRNA phosphotransferase 1
Exons: 7
Coding region: 83-859 (258 amino acids)
Biological process (GO): tRNA splicing, via endonucleolytic cleavage and ligation
Molecular function (GO): tRNA 2'-phosphotransferase activity
Source: RefSeq, a predicted model, not a curated record